Penicillium riverlandense is the source of this 834-nucleotide messenger RNA. RefSeq lists its product as uncharacterized. The transcript has a single exon. Lineage: Eukaryota; Fungi; Ascomycota; Eurotiomycetes; Eurotiales; Aspergillaceae. The coding region runs from base 1 to 834 and encodes 277 amino acids. The record is from RefSeq and is a predicted model, not a curated record.
AUGCAGGCAUCCAGCAUCCCGCGCUGGAUCGCAGCUCUGGGGCUCGGUCUAAUGAGUAUCCUGAUGGGAGCCACCCUCCUCGAGAUAUCCAUCAAGUACGCAGCUGGCAGCAACAGUCUAUUGCUUCAACCGACUGAAUUCCGCAAAUGGUGGACAUCUGGCUUUGAUACCUCCAACAGCUCCCGCUAUCUGAUCGAUUAUUGGCAGUUGUCCACACUGGAUUCCCUAGUGGUGGCCAACACCCCACAACUCGUCCUUACACUAAGCUACUAUUUCUACAACGGCGUGCUGACCAACAUGCUCGCCGCCGCAGAGUACAGCAGCUACGCUGUUCAUCGACGCCCACUCCGAGUCACCUUCCCUGUCCGCAACAGUGGACAGCGAUCCACUCAUUGGCUUAGCAUUCCGCACACAUAUAGCAUCCCCGUGGUACUGGCGUAUAUGCUUCUGCACUGGAUGGUCUCGCAGAGCCUUUAUUAUGAGCAGACGGUUCCGUACGAUCUGUCCGAUCGGCCAGACAGACGCCUCGAGAUCAGCUCGCUAGGAUAUGCGCCUCUGCCUAUUUUCCUGGCGUUGCUUAUUGCGGCUAUCAUGCUGUGUGUUUUGAUGGGGAUAGGGUGCAGGCGGGUUCGGUCUCAGAUGCCCUUGGCGAGUAGUAAUAGCGGCGCUAUUAGUGCGGCCUGUCAUCCCCCCAAGGGCGAGGCGCUAGGCACGGCUGUGGUAGGGCCGGUGAGCUGGGGGGUAGGGGUGCAGUGGGAAGGGCGGGAAACAGGGCAUUGUAGCUUUAGUUCGUUGAAGACGGAGCAGCCAUGCGCUACGAGAGAAUACUGCUAA